Melanotaenia boesemani (Boeseman's rainbowfish) is the source of this 1982-nucleotide messenger RNA. RefSeq names its product spermatogenesis associated 7 (gene spata7). The transcript has 12 exons. The record is from RefSeq and is a predicted model, not a curated record. Gene Ontology annotation, cellular component: axoneme; rod photoreceptor outer segment; photoreceptor distal connecting cilium. NCBI's taxonomy places the organism in Eukaryota, Metazoa, Chordata, Actinopteri, Atheriniformes, Melanotaeniidae. Bases 159 to 1937 code for a protein of 592 amino acids. Gene Ontology annotation, biological process: protein localization to photoreceptor connecting cilium; photoreceptor cell maintenance; microtubule cytoskeleton organization.
GAAAAGCUUGGCUUUCCUGUCUAAGCUAGUGCAGUAUGUGACCAUUACGCGUGUUAUUUGAUUAUUUUAGUGUAUUAACAUGUUCACAUUGAAACACGCCGAAGUUUCUGGAUGUGCUCUAGCUCUGCCUUCGCUUUUCUGGAACAUUUCUAAGGAAAAUGGGAUACGCUGAAUGUAACGUUACAAUGGAAUCGAGAACAGGGAGUGUAUCAUCUGGUCUGGGGAGCAGCUGUGGAGUGAGAGGGCAGAAUUUACAAAGCAGUCCUUUCUGUCCUCGCUCCUCCAGCAAGUUAACGCAGUCCAUCAUCAAAGACCACAUGAUGUCUCAUUACAAAAAGGUUUACUCUGCUAAAGCUGCCAUUGACAAUUCUGUACCCAAAAGCAUGUUGCAAAGUGUGAAAUACAAUGACCAGAUCAGGCAGGAACGACUCAGGAAAGGGGGUCGUCCUCAGUCAGCCCACUCUUUCUUACAGAGGAGUAGCAGAACAUCCUGCUCCUCCAUCCAGAGUAGAUCAUCUGGACAGUAUGAUGAAAAUCCAUACCUCUGCUCGAGGAGCUCCAUUGUCUCCAGCCCGAAGUUCACUACCUCCUUUAACCCCAAGGACAUAGUUUAUCCAUCAUGUAAAGUCAGUUCCCAUCACCCUCGCCCAGCAUCAGAGAUGAAGUACCGCAGCCCUGGAGCAGCUUUGCAAAGAAAGCAGUCAGCAUGCUCACUGGCAGCUUUGAGAGAUCAGGGUUGCUACAAGAGCUUCCAGGACCCUGUCCAGAAGACAUAUAGUGGAGAUUUGCUCCAGAAACAUUCACAACACUUUACACAAGACAAACCAUUCACUCCCAAGACCCUGAAGUCAGAUAAGAGUUCAUACCUGUCAAAAUUUCGCUACUACAGGGCACCAAGAAGGAAACCUACUCAGGAUUGUAGCAGCUCAAUACUGAUGCGACAGGAAACAUAUCACGGAAGCACAACAAACAAAGAAGACGACACACAAGAACUUGAGCCAUCUCAGGAAUAUUCUACAGAGCAUAUGUGGUCUGACGAUGAGGUCAAUGGCACAUAUUUCUCACCAUCGAGAAAACAAAGUCAAAUGACCAAAAGAAAUAAACAUUAUUUCUUUGGUUCUUCAUCCAGGAUCUUACCAGAGGACGGGGAGUCUCCUAUUAUGAGACAUGUAUCUGCAGAGGAAGAAGAGUUAAUGUACCUUCAAUUCAUCUCUGCUGUAACAGAAGAUAUCUUGUCCAGGGGGCACAUCUCUGAAAGGGUCAUAAACCGAGUGAUGAAGAGGCACCUUGACAUGAAUCUGCAUCAGCUUGAUGAGGGUAAAAUGCGCCACCUUCUGGAAGUGUUGCGUAAAGAAUUUGAAAAGCCAACUAACACAUCCGCCUCUGAGCCUGAAAUAAAAGAAAACUGUCUUCUUGAUACAAUAUUUUCACAUCUGCAAUCUUCUGGGGAAAAAAGAGUGAAGCCCAAAGAAGACAAUGACCCAUUCUCUAAUGCGCCACUAAUUAGCAGCAAUUUGCCUGACUAUCCCGAUCCUUUCUUAGUUUCAGUGCCCGUAUGGUCUCCUGAAAGAACUACUUCAGUUAGCAUAAAUGAAAAAGACAACGACAGUGACAAUGAGGAAAACAGCAUGGUCUCUCCAUUAUUCACUGAGAAUGUUUUCAAAAAUGCAGAUAUUAAUCAGAGUGAUUUCCAUCAGGGAGAUACAACUACAAUAAAAGAGAUUUACAGUGAUGACAAGCACACCACUACAAACAGUGAUACAGAGACUGAUCAAGAACGCAUCCAUUUUGAUGGACAGUCUAAAGAGCUUGAGGAUCUGGGAAGAAGUUUGUCAGAGAUGUUACAUGUGUCAAGCAACACACACUCUGACAGUGAGGAAGCUGCCAUUGGGCAACACAUUAAUACAGUUGCAUCUGGCAGUGAUGAUGAGUUCUGAGUUUGCUGUAUUUUUUGUUUUGUUUUAAUACAUAUAUAUAUAUAU